Messenger RNA from Pelecanus crispus (Dalmatian pelican), 924 nucleotides. The record is from RefSeq and is a predicted model, not a curated record. Lineage: Eukaryota; Metazoa; Chordata; Aves; Pelecaniformes; Pelecanidae.
GUAAGGACCUUGAAAGGAGGUUUUGCGGGGAGUGCCUGCAGCCCUGCCUCCAAGUGCCGUCCCCGCUCUGCCCGCUCUGCCGCAUGCCCUUCGACCCCAAGAAGGUGGAGAAAGCUUCCAGCGUGGAGAAGCAGCUUUCGUCCUACAAAGCUCCCUGCAGAGGCUGCAGCAAGAAGGUGACCCUUGCGAAAAUGCGCUCUCACGUCUCGUCCUGCGCGAAGGUGCAGGAGCAGAUGGCCAACUGCCCCAAGUUCGUUCCAGUUGUCCCCACGUCUCAGCCUAUUCCCAGCAAUAUUCCCAAUCGCUCGACGUUCGUGUGCCCGUACUGUGGAGCCCGGAACCUGGACCAGCAAGAGCUGGUGAAGCACUGCAUGGAGAACCACCGCAACGACCCCAACAAAGUGGUGUGCCCAGUCUGCUCAGCCAUGCCCUGGGGGGACCCCAGCUACAAAAGCGCCAACUUCCUCCAGCACCUCCUCCACAGGCACAAGUUCUCCUACGACACCUUCGUGGACUAUAACAUUGAUGAGGAGGCAGCGUUGCAGGCUGCCCUGGCGCUGUCACUCUCCGAGAACUGAGGGCGACCUGCGGAGCAUCGGUUCGGACCCCCAUUACACCCCCGUCUCCUUUUGCACACUCGGCCUUCCUGCUGGGGAGGCACGGAGCUCAUCAGUCCCCCGGCACCUCCGGAGACCCGCUGCCGCCUCUCCUCCCUCUCCUCUCUGGGCAAAUCCCACCUUAUUUAAGAAGGUGGAGUCUCUUUAGCGUCAGGCUGGACCGGUGAGCGAGCAGAGACGUCUGCUGCCGGGAGGAGAGAGGAGUGAGUGCCGAAGGGCUGGGAUCGUUCCUCCGUUAGGCAUUUCAUAUCCGUACAUGGAGUAUAUACCUGUAUCCAGAUCUAUUUAUUAUUAGCUGCUUUUUGGC